Messenger RNA from Capsaspora owczarzaki ATCC 30864, 1222 nucleotides. Its product is annotated as 20S proteasome alpha6 subunit. NCBI's taxonomy places the organism in Eukaryota, Filasterea, Ministeriida, Capsasporidae. The transcript is spliced from 4 exons. Gene Ontology annotation, cellular component: nucleus; proteasome core complex, alpha-subunit complex; proteasome core complex. The coding region runs from base 26 to 1048 and encodes 340 amino acids. The record is from RefSeq and is a predicted model, not a curated record. Gene Ontology annotation, biological process: ubiquitin-dependent protein catabolic process.
UGCGAUUGCAAAAGGAGGGUGACGAAUGGAAUAUGGUUGUCGUGUUAUUGACGAGCACUCGACCAUUGCCAUUUGCAAUUCUGCAGAAAUUUUGCGGAUCGAUCAGGCAGUCUUUUUUUUUUUUCCGCUUUUUCCAGCUCUUCCUGUUCUUGCACCUGUCAUGUUCCGGAAUCAAUACGAUAACGACAUUACGACUUGGUCGCCGCAAGGGCGCAUCCACCAGAUAGAGUAUGCCAUGGAGGCCGUCAAGCAAGGCUCCUGCGCAGUCGGCCUCAAGUCCAAGCAGUACGCCGUCAUUGUCGCCCUCAAGCGCUCCUCGUCUGAGCUCUCGGCGCACCAGCGCAAGAUCUUCAAGCUCGACGAUCAUGUUGGCAUUGCCAUCUCGGGCCUCACCUCUGAUGCCCGCGUCUUGAGCAAAUUCAUGCGAAACGAGUGCCUCAACUCGCGCUACGUGUUUGAGGCCCCGCUGCCAGUGUCUCGCCUCAUCUCGUCCGUUGGCGACAAGACUCAAGUGUGCACGCAGCGCGCUGGUCGACGACCAUACGGUGUCGGUCUUCUUGUUGCUGGUUUUGACGAGAGCGGAACGCACAUCUACCAGACUUGCCCGUCAUCCAACUACUACGAUUGCAAGGCCAUGUCGAUUGGCGCACGAUCGCAGUCAGCCAAGACGUACCUCGAGCGCCACUUUGAGGAAUUCACGGACGCCGACAAAGACACACUUAUUCGCCACGGCUUGACCGCACUCCGCGACUCGCUGCCAAGCAACACAAAGCUGUCACAGAAGAACUGCUCGGUGGGCAUUGUCGGCUUUGACACGGCCUUCACCAUUCUUGAGGAAGACGCCCUGUCGCCAUAUCUCAGCGUCUUGGACGAGGCCUCCUCCUCUUCCUCGGGCCGCGGUGGUGCCGGCUCUGGUAACGCUGCUGCCAUGGUCACGGACGAGCCUGCUGCCGGUGCUGGUGAGCCCGAGGUGACCCCAGCAGAAGCGAUGCCUUCUGCCGAUGACUCGCAGCCACCCCAAAGCGAGGCCAUGGAGACGGACCAUUAACACCCACGCAAAACCAAGCCUCUAUGCGAUGCACUACCCAACGGCAGGCGGCAGUCGGCAGUGUGAUUUUUGUUGGAUGCACCAGAGCUUUUUUUUUUUUUUGGUGUGUGUGUGUGUGUUUGUUGAAGCGUGUGCGUGUUUUACCAUUUUGUCAAAGUAUUUCUCCCCGUUGUG